Molecule: messenger RNA, 2973 nt
Organism: Durusdinium trenchii
Lineage: Eukaryota; Dinophyceae; Suessiales; Symbiodiniaceae
Source: the annotation of a GenBank genome assembly
AUGCUGCUCCUGGCAUUUUUUUUGCUUUGUGCCCAUGUUUGCCGGAGCUUUCCAAAUGAAGUCUGUGUACGGCAAUGGGACUGUAAGGAGGCCUGCAGAGGAAGACCAUCUACCCUGUGCUGCAGGGCUUCACAUUUGACUGAGCGGUUGCAUGAUUUGGACACCUACCCCCACCAGCGGCCCCAGGACAAAAGCGAAACGAUAAACUUCAAUGAAUUCAAGAAUGAACUGUGGAAGUUCCAGGACGGCUUGAAAUUUGCAGAACCAACUGAUGUACACCAACUGUGCUUGGAUUUCCUCCGAUUUCCAAAGGGGUCUAUUUUCAUGGAGCAGCACCUCACCAGAUGUUCUCGGGCAAUGCUGAACAUGGCUGUCAUGGCAGAUGUUGCGUUGCAUCAGGGACAGCUUGGAAGCAACAAGACAUGUUCAGAGGUGUCGCUCAAGGCACGCUACCCUAUGAAGCCAGAAGAUGAACAGUUUUACAAAGAUCUUGCGAUGCAUCGAUUCUGGCCUUCUUACCUGAGGUGGUACCAUUUAAUGGUGUCAAGAUGGAAGGUUUUCGCGAUGUUGGCAAACCAUACGGCGAUUUGCACCGGUCUUGGGUACCAGUGCGCUGCUUUCAAUCCUUGGGAGCCUGAGAGAUGUUUUGCUCAUCACGAACUGAUCAGGGCUUGGUCCCCUUCUUGCCAUGAGAAACCCAAAACUCCUACAAGACCUCCUACGCUAGCGACAGACUGGCUUGGUGUUCGGCAUAAAUGUGGCACAGGGUCAAUGCCUGAACCUCAAGUCCAGCCCGAACUAACACGGCAACUGGAGUGUUGGGGUCUUCCUUGGGGCCCAGUUCCAGGUGAGGAUUAUUUUGAAACCAUUUCGCUAUUGCAGGCACUGUCGAGACUGGGUAGAAGUGGUGAAUUUCCUGAGUUUGUGCAUGUCGAAGUUGGUUCAUCUAUUGGCUUUUGGUCGCUGAAGGCUGCUAAGGCUUUUCGCCGGCAAUUUGGCAAAAAGGGCUCUUGCACCGUAAUUCUGAUCGAAUCAGACUGCCCCAAGAGGAAGAUAGUGGAGCACCUCAGGGAGAACAACAUUUAUGACCUGUGCAACAUCUCCAUCUUUGAAGAGAAUGUCACCGCAUCCUUCCUCGAUGCCCUUGUCCAAGGGUAUGGCCGCAUCGACAUGCUACACAUUGACAUACAGGGGGCGGAGCUGGAGCUGAUCAAGGGUAGCAAGCGUUUGUCGAAUGUCCUACACUUGCACAUCGGCACCCACGGACUGUUUAUGGCCCAAUCUAUUUCACGGAUGGCAUACUGGCAGGAUCUGGCAUCCUACUUGACAAGGCUAGGCCGAGAAAUGGACGAGAGUCACCAGGUCAGGUCCUUCACCCCAGUGUUGGGGAACUGCAGUAUGGCCGAGCCCGCUAUACUUUGCUGGGACAGGAGCGUGUGCAUUGUAUGGAAGCCACCUGGCUGGGAGGUGACAGUGACAGAUGGCGAAGAAGAUCAAGCAACGUACAGCUCAGGUCCACAGCUACAGGAUUGGCUAACCCGUUGCUUUGGCAAGUUUGUCCCCAUUGCUUAUGACUCGGUGGCCUCCCACGGCCUGGUGCACCGUUUGGACCGUGACACGUCGGGCAUGGUGAUGUGGGCAUCAACCUACAGCAGCUACUUCUCCCUUCGGCUGGCCUUCGCAACGGAGAGGGUGCAGAAGGAAUACAUUUGCUUAUGUGAUGGGUGGCUACGACGUGGACCGCGGCUGCUCACCGGGGCGAUUCGGAGGAUUCCACUAGAGGAACCUGGUGCUGGACCUCGCACCAGUGAAGUCUCUGCCACAGGGCGUCGAGCACGAACUGAGAUCCUGCAUGUCGCACAUGUGAUGGGUGCGAGUGGUGAGCCUAUGAGCCUUGUGAAGGUUCGCAUUUACACAGGCCGCAUGCAUCAGAUUCGAGUUCACCUAAGCCAUGCAGGAUAUCCUUUGGUGGGUGAUGUGACAUACGGAGGCAGUGAGCCAACCUGGAUGCCACGGAUUUUCCUGCAUGCUGCCCGAUUGGUGCUCCUUCGUGAAGAUGCCACCAGGCUUGAAAUGGAGCUGCCUCUCCCAGAGGCAAAGUCAGCUAGCCCAGUGCCGUGCAGAGAAGUCAAGCGCCCAUCAAAAGAAGGUGCUGGCAACCGUGCUCCGGAGCCAAAAGCUGCUUCGAGCCCGGUCAAGCGACCUGCAGGCAAGGCGGCUGGCCGUGGUCCUGGUGGAGAGAAGCUCCUUCAGGCCGCGGUGAACCUUCGCAACAGCAAAUCCCUGCGUUUGGCUAUGUCACGCUCUACCCAGGCAUCCCCAGCCCUCAUGGCCAAAGCACGUGCUCUUUUGGAGCGCUUGGCGGCUGCAGAAUCGGCAGCUUUUGAAGACUUGCGAGCAGCAGAGCGGAAUGAUGACCAAGAGCCUCCAGUACCCUGGAGGUUGGUGUGCUUGGAUUUCGACAGAACCAUUGCGAAGGAGCAUAUGUGGGGCACCUACAAGGAAGCACCAUUGGAGGAUAUCCCCGUGUCUGAGGAGACCUUCACUGACUUGGCACUGUUCCGGUGGUUGGUGCGAGCUGUGCGGAAGCGGGCAGGAGAAGUCGCCAUUGCCACCUUCGGCCGUGCAGAUGUGGCGGGCAAAGCCAUGAAGUUUGCGCUGGGCGAAGACCAUGGCGUUGUGAUCACCACUCCAGCGGACUUCCCAGACCCCGCACCCGACGAGGUCAACGGCGAGGUUGUGCACUGCCCGGAGGGGAGUUCUUGGCUGGGUGAUAAAAACACCCAGUUGGCCUCACUGGCUCGGCGCUUCAAAGUGGCGGCCACUGACAUGAUCUUAUUUGACGACGACUUGCACAAUGUCGAGGAGGCUGCAAAAGCUGGUGUUGCAGCCUUUCAUGCUCCCGCUGGGCUCAAUAAAGCCGCUGUUCAGAAAGUUGCCGAAUUGAUCGGACUCACUGGACAGUCAGAUUGA